Molecule: messenger RNA, 851 nt
Organism: Elaeis guineensis (African oil palm)
Lineage: Eukaryota; Viridiplantae; Streptophyta; Magnoliopsida; Arecales; Arecaceae
Product: CASP-like protein 2C1
Source: RefSeq, a predicted model, not a curated record
GAGAGAGAGAGAGAGAGAGAGAGAGAGAGAGAAAGAGAGAGAGUUGCCUCUGAGAUCUCUUGAGAAUGAAUAAGUUAUUGAAAGGUGAGAGUCUUCUAAGGGUAUUCUGCUUGGUGUUGGCUUCCAUGGCAGCUAUUCUUAUUGGUAUGGAUACACAGACUAAAACAGUCUUCUUCGUGAGGAGAAAGGCAACCGUUAAGGAUCUAGAAGCUCUGUGGAUCUCCACCAUCAUUACUUCUGUAGCAGCUGGUUAUCAUCUUCUUCAGUUCUGCAGGUGCUUGGUCUUUGCUUGGCUCAUGAAGAAUCCAUGUUGGAGCAACAAGUUUAUGGCAUGGGCUAGUUUUUUGUUAGACCAGGGGGUGACGUAUGUGACGUUCGGGGGGAUUCUGGCGGCGCUGCAGGCGUCGACGAUCGCGGUGACGGGGAUACGCGCCCUCCAGUGGGAGAAGCUAUGCAACAUCUACACCCGGUUUUGCGACCAGAUCGGCGCCGGCCUCAUCUGCGGCAUCGCUGCGUCCCUCGCCAUGGCCGUCGUCUCCUCCGUCUCCGCCUACCACCUCUUCCGCCUCUAACCUUCCUCCGCCCCUGGGUCCCUCUAUGGACACGGAGACGUUUGUCCAUUAAUUAUGUGACCCAGAUUCCAUAGACAUAAAGUAGUUGGAAACCAUAAUUUGUUUGGUGCUGUGGGUCUGGAGUAUGGUUGGCUUGGUUGAACGAUAAAUCGUAUUUGGGUUCUUAAAUAAUCUGAGUUGGAAAAUGGAUCGAUUCUAAACAACAAUUGGGCAUCCCUGAUGCAACCAAGUUUACUUGGCUUGGUUGUUAUAAUGAUUAGGUCAAUCUAUAUUUAUAUC